Canariomyces notabilis is the source of this 831-nucleotide messenger RNA. RefSeq lists its product as uncharacterized. The transcript has 2 exons. Bases 1 to 831 code for a protein of 276 amino acids. The record is from RefSeq and is a predicted model, not a curated record. NCBI's taxonomy places the organism in Eukaryota, Fungi, Ascomycota, Sordariomycetes, Sordariales, Chaetomiaceae.
AUGAAGGCCUCGCUACCUAUCCUGGCCCUAGCGGCCCUAUCAUCUGCCAGCCCUAUGUCUAUUGAGCUGCGCCAGAACUCAGGUGUCGGUACCGGCCCGUUCGCGCCAGCGGGCUACUACACCACCCCCGCCCUCACCGGGCACACCUUUUACGCCCCCAAAACCAUCCCCUCCAACACCAAACUUCCCGUCAUGCUCUGGGGUAACGGCGGCUGUUCCGCCGACGCGACCGGUCAAGCACCCUUCCUAACCCAACUCGCAUCCCACGGCGUGCUGGUCAUUGCAAGCGGCACCCCCCGCGGAAGCGGCAGCACCACUUCGGCGCUCAUGACCCAGUCGAUCGACUUCAUCACCAAGAACGCGGGCACGGGAGACUGGGCUAACAUUGACGCGUCGCGCAUCACGGCGGCCGGGUGGAGCUGUGGCGGGCUGGAGGCGUAUGAUCAGAUCUGGGAUGCGCGGGUGCAGAGUGUGGGGAUUUGGAGUUCGGGAUUGCUGAGUAACUACUCGGCGGCGGAGGGGUUUAGGAAGCCGGUGUUCUUUUUUCUAGGGGGGAGGGGGGAUAUUGCGUAUCAGAAUGGGGAGAGGGAUUAUCAGGCUAUGCCCGGUGGGGUGCCGAAGUGGAAGGGGAAUUUGGAUGUUGGGCAUGGGGGGACGUAUACGGAGGUUAACGGGGGGAAGUUUGGGGUUAUUGGUGGGUAUUGGGUGCAGUGGGUUAUGCGGGGGAAUGUGUCGGCGGCGGAGUAUUUGAUGGGGGAUGGGGCGAGGAGGGAUGGUUGGGAGGUGGUGAGUGAGGAUAUGGAGAGGUUUGAGGUGACGCCGAUUGCCUGA